Messenger RNA from Grus americana (Whooping crane), 2459 nucleotides. RefSeq names its product pyruvate dehydrogenase kinase 3 (gene PDK3). Gene Ontology annotation, cellular component: mitochondrion. The record is from RefSeq and is a predicted model, not a curated record. The transcript is spliced from 11 exons. The coding region runs from base 221 to 1441 and encodes 406 amino acids. Gene Ontology annotation, biological process: regulation of glucose metabolic process; protein phosphorylation. Gene Ontology annotation, molecular function: pyruvate dehydrogenase (acetyl-transferring) kinase activity. NCBI's taxonomy places the organism in Eukaryota, Metazoa, Chordata, Aves, Gruiformes, Gruidae.
CGGCGGGGCGGCUCCAUCCGGUCGCCCCUCCCGCCGGGCCGGGCUUGGCCGGGCCGGGCCGGGCUGCAGAGGGCGACGGGCGCCGCCGGGCUGGCCGCUCCCGCCGCUCCCCUGGCAUGAGCGCGGGUGGUUGCGCCGCCGCCUCAGCGCCCUAGUGCCGCUGCCGGGGAGGGGAGCGGAGCGGAGCGGCGGAGAGGAGCCGGGCGGGCCGCGCCGCGCCAUGCGGCUGUGCGGGGCGCUGCUGAAGAGCCCCAUCCCCAAGCAGAUCGAGUACUACUCCCGCUUCUCCCCCUCGCCCCUCUCCAUCAAGCAGUUCCUCGACUUCGGUCGUGACAAUGCAUGUGAGAAGACUUCAUACAUGUUUCUGCGGAAAGAACUUCCUGUGCGACUAGCUAACACCAUGAGAGAAGUCAAUUUAUUGCCUGAUAACUUACUUAACAGGCCUUCAGUUGGGCUAGUACAGAGUUGGUACAUGCAGAGUUUUCUUGAGCUUUUAGAAUAUGAAAAUAAAAGUCCUGAGGAUCCUCAUGUUCUGGAUGACUUUUUAGAUGUUUUAAUUAAAGUCAGGAACAGACACAAUGAUGUGGUUCCAACCAUGGCGCAAGGGGUGAUUGAAUACAAGGAAAAAUAUGGCUUUGAUCCAUUUGUUAGCAGUAACAUCCAGUAUUUUCUAGAUAGAUUCUACACCAACCGCAUCUCUUUCCGUAUGCUUAUUAACCAACACACACUUCUUUUUGGUGGCGAUAUUAAUCCUGCUCAUCCCAAACAUAUUGGAAGUAUUGAUCCUAAUUGUAAUGUAGCAGAGGUGGUUAAAGAUGCUUAUGAAACAGCUAAGAUGUUAUGUGAACAGUACUAUCUGGUGGCACCUGAUCUGGAAGUUGAAGAAUUCAAUGCUAAAGCUCCAAACAAGCCUAUUCAAGUAGUCUAUGUACCUUCUCAUUUGUUUCAUAUGUUAUUUGAAUUAUUCAAGAAUUCAAUGAGAGCUACCGUGGAAUUGUAUGAAGGUAAGAGAGAAACCUAUCCAUCGAUCAAAACCUUAGUCACUUUGGGGAAGGAAGAUCUUUCUAUUAAGAUAAGUGAUCAAGGUGGAGGUGUACCUUUAAGAAAAAUAGACAGAUUGUUUAACUACAUGUACUCAACAGCACCCAGGCCUAGUUUGGAGCCCUCGAGAGCUGUGCCUUUGGCUGGGUUUGGCUAUGGCUUGCCAAUUUCUCGUCUGUACGCUAGGUACUUUCAAGGUGACCUUAAACUCUACUCAAUGGAAGGCGUUGGUUCAGAUGCUGUAAUUUAUUUGAAGGCCCUUUCAAGUGAAUCAUUUGAAAGACUUCCCGUUUUUAAUAAGUCAGCAUGGCGACACUACAAGACCACACCUGAAGCAGAUGACUGGAGCAAUCCUAGCAGUGAACCAAGGGAUGCUUCUAAAUAUAAAGCUAAUCGAUAAUUUGCCACCUUUUGUCUCUGUUGGAGAUGACCUCUGCAUUCAGUAUAAAGUCUCUGCUUUGUUCCAAAAUCCUUCAAACCACAAUAGCUAAUUACUUCCAAACAAAGACCUAAUCAGGGCAUUGAAAAACAGUAAGAACAAAGUGAUGACUGGGACUUAAAGGAAGGCACUAAGCACGUUUGGUAUGUGAAUCCUGUCUACUUCACCAGAAUAUGCUUGGUUGCUUCAGUCAUGCAUUGACAAAAGGGAUUGCGCUGUGAUUGCACUUAAGAAUACAAUGUUGUAACAAAAAGAUACUAUUUGAAAUGGCCAAUUUUUAUUCCAGUAUAAGGAUUGGCAAGAUGUGCAGAAUCCCUUUAAAUGGUGAAUAGUAUCUUGCACAGCAAUAUGGUGUAAGAGAGAAAUUCUAAUGUAGUUAAACAUAUGCUUUGAAAAUCCACUCUUUACUGCAUUUUAUAUUGCACAGUGUCACCUCUUACAGAAAAUCCCUUUGAGCUCUUCAGAUUUUCUAUCUAAUGAGCUUAUAAAUGCAUAGUACUAAAAAGGGUUGUGCAGCUUUAAACUGAUGCUUUCCCCAAAUUCCCAAAUCCAUUUGUCAAGUGCAUACAAAAAUUACGUUGUUAUAAGACAUUGGGAUUUCCGCUUCGUGGUAUGCACCUUAAUGAUUUUCUUGACGCGUGAACACAGAAAUGCAUUUCUAUACAUUUUUCCUUGUUUUGAGGAAAGAUCAUAAGUAGUUAGAUCAUUUCUCCAUACAAGAAAUUCUGUCAGCAUAGGGGCAAAGGGUUAUUGAAUUUUAUGUUUAUUGCCUAUCAUAUUUGGGGGGCUGGGGAGGGGAGAGAAAUGCUGAAAGGCCAGACAGCCAGUCAUACAAAUGAAUUUGCCUUAAGAGUGUUGGUUGCUUGGAACCUGAUUAGUUUAAAACCUGUAAAUAGUUUGCAAAGUUAUUUAUAUAUUCAAUGUCUGACUAUAGUCUGGUAAUCUGAAUUUGUAGUGUAUAUAAAGAUGUUGUACACCA